GGUAUUAUGGCGCUGGAGAUCGGAACAGGGAAUCUCCCAAAGCUUUCAUCCAUGUGUCGCAGCCUAGACCUCCAUGACCGACAUGCAGAUCCUUCAUUCCUUCUUUCUCUUCACUCCCAUCACUCUCUCUUCAGCUUCUACACUCCUGUUCUUAUCCUCUUUCGCCCACCCCCUGAACACAUACCUGCAUCUCCGUAUUUCUCUGUUGUUUACAGAGCUGCGAGUUAAUGGAUUUGAUGAACUAUUUCAUCAACCUCGUGGCGCCGCCGGCAAGCAUGUUGAUGAUGGCAUUUGCGUGGCCGACGCUCGCCGUGCUCCGCGCAGCAGAGUGGAUUUACCGCACUAUAAAUAGCGAGAACAUGGAGGGCAAAGUGGUCGUUAUCACCGGAGCCUCUUCAGCCAUGGGAGAGAAAAUAACUUACCAAUAUGCUAUAAAAAAGGCAAAUUUGGUGCUGGUUGCAAAACGAGAGCAAAGGCUAUGGGGGAUUAGAGAAAAUGCCAGACUCUUGGGUGCAAAUCUUGUUGUUGUAAUUGCUGCUGAUGUAGUCAAGGAUGAGGAAUGCAGACGAUUCAUCAACGACACUAUAAAUUACUUUGGUCGGCUGGAUCAUCUUGUUAACACCACCAACUUGGGACACUCCUUUUACUUUGAGGAUGCCCUUGAUACUUCAAUGUUCCCACAUUUAUUGGAUAUAAACUUUUGGGGCAGUGUGUAUCCUACAUAUUUUGCCCUGCCUUACUUGAGAGAAAGUCAUGGAAGGAUAAUUGUCAAUGCCUCAGUGGAAAGUUGGGUGGCAAUGCCAAGAAUGAGCCUAUAUGCUGCAGCGAAGGCAGCAGUAAUAAACUUUUAUGAGACAUUAAGGCUUGAGUUGAAGGAUGAUGUUGGAAUCACCAUUGCAACGCAUGGUUGGAUCUGUAGAGAAAUGAACCAAACCAAGUUUAUGUUCGAGGAAGGCGCAGACAUGCAGUGGAAGGAAGAUAGAGAGCUGCCAAUUUAUGGAGCCCAUGUGGAAGAAUUUGCAAAGAUGAUUGUUGAUGGGGCCUGCAGAGGUGAAGCAUAUGUGAAGUACCCAACCUGGUCUGAUGCUUUGUUUCUGUACAAAGUGCUCACUCCUGAUGUUCUUCGCUGGACCUUUCGCUUGCUAUUCGCCGGCAGAAGCGGCCGGAAAGGUUAUAUCUCAGGCAACAAUGGAGCUAGUCGGCCGCUCCUCGAAGCUCCGCUUGCCCGGAAGGACACUCCUCCACCGUCAGCUCCGGCUUCGCCGAAUCGCCGAUGAGAGGUCAAAUAAAGGUUUGAUUCUCUGAUUGAAUUGCUCUGCUGAGCAAUUCUUUGGUUUAUCUGUAGCAGAUGGUGGUCUGGUUGAUAUGGACCUUUUCAAGUUAGGUUGAACCACAUCUAUGGCUUAAUAAAACUCAUUAGAUAUAUGUAUAUAUAUAUAGAGAUUGGGGAUAUAUGAGGGAUUGUAGAGCUAAUGCUUUGGGUAUAAAUGUUGUGAUUAUUUGUGUUAUCUGCUGCCUUUGUUCUUCCUAGUGAUGAGUUGCUGAUAGGCUAACAUUUCACGAUAAACAGUCAUGUGGUG
Molecule: messenger RNA, 1580 nt
Organism: Phalaenopsis equestris
Lineage: Eukaryota; Viridiplantae; Streptophyta; Magnoliopsida; Asparagales; Orchidaceae
Product: 11-beta-hydroxysteroid dehydrogenase-like 5
Exons: 6
Coding region: 228-1277 (349 amino acids)
Molecular function (GO): oxidoreductase activity
Source: RefSeq, a predicted model, not a curated record